AUGAAAAAAAAACAAAGGGAUAAACUUCCUAUCGUAAGACAAAAAGUCACUGAACACAACCUAAAAUGUGAGUUUAUUACUCCGAGUAGCAAACGUGGUCCACCUAAAGGAGUCGCAAAAAAAAUUUCGACUCAAGAAUCGAACAAAAGUGAUUCUCCAAUUCAAACAGAAGGUAAGAACUUAAUAACCUAUUUUUUUAUGUGA
This is a messenger RNA of Dentiscutata heterogama, 204 nucleotides long. Lineage: Eukaryota; Fungi; Glomeromycota; Glomeromycetes; Diversisporales; Gigasporaceae. The record is from the annotation of a GenBank genome assembly.